AUGCUGUGUGGGUUAUGUACACAUUGCACCCGAGUACUGCAGAUAUAUAUCGUUGAUGAACAGAAGAAAAUCCAGGCAGAACUUAUAUCUUUGUGGAGUUAUUGGUGGUUUCCUGUACUCCAAGGUAGUCUGUGUUGCGGUUUACGACUUGAUAUGAGGUUGAGUGCUGGGACAUAUUUACAACAUGACAUACUUCUAAUGCAUGACUUAGCAAUGCUCAACGGUGAUGAAUGGGAAGCAUGUUUCUGCAAAGUCUUGUUUCCAUUGAUAACAAACUGUUAA
Macrosiphum euphorbiae (potato aphid) is the source of this 282-nucleotide messenger RNA. The record is from the annotation of a GenBank genome assembly. NCBI's taxonomy places the organism in Eukaryota, Metazoa, Arthropoda, Insecta, Hemiptera, Aphididae.